This is a messenger RNA of Trichomonas vaginalis G3, 1497 nucleotides long. Its product is annotated as chaperone protein, calreticulin/calnexin family. Gene Ontology annotation, molecular function: calcium ion binding. Lineage: Eukaryota; Parabasalia; Trichomonadida; Trichomonadidae. Gene Ontology annotation, cellular component: endoplasmic reticulum; endoplasmic reticulum membrane. Bases 1 to 1497 code for a protein of 498 amino acids. The transcript has a single exon. The record is from RefSeq and is a predicted model, not a curated record. Gene Ontology annotation, biological process: protein folding.
AUGUUAAUAUUGUUAUCUCUUCUGGUUGAAAUCCAGAGGUUGCCAACAGGUGGCUAUGAUUACUUCUACCAGUUUGGCAGAGGCAACUGGCAGAAAGAAUGGAUAGUCACAAAAGCAGAAAAUUACACAGGACAAUGGGGAACAAUAAGAGCUGCGUCUCCCACAGGUCUUGAUGACGAAACACUUCUUUUCAUGAAGGAUGGGCCUAAAUACUUUGGUAUUUCUCAUCCUUUUGAAACUCCAAUUAACAUAACAAACAAUACUUUUGUAUUUCAAUACGAAAUCAGACGCCAAGACUCCCAUGAUUGUUCUGGAGGCUAUGCAAAGCUAUUUUCGUCUGAAAAUUACCACCAAAACAACGUAACAAACGAAACAAAGUAUUCUAUCAUGUUUGGACCUGAUAAAUGCUCAACAACCAACAAAGUUCACUUCAUUUAUAGAUUCCAAAUGCCACACGAGGACACAAUCAAAGAACAUCAUAUGACAUCUCCUCCAGAAUCAAAAGGUGACAAAUUAAACCAUCUUUAUACAUUGAUUAUUCGACCAGACAAUACAUUCUCGGUAUUCAUUGAUGAUUCCGAAGCCAAAAAAGGCAAUCUUUUGAAUGAUUUCGAUCCUCCGAUUACUCCUCCGAAAGAAAUACCAGAUCUAACAGAUAAAAAACCAUCGGAUUGGCCUGAAAAGAAGAUUUCCGAUCCAAACGAGACAAAACCUGAAGACUGGAAUGAAACAGAACCAGAAUACAUCGAAGACGUCAAUGAUACGAUGCCUGCGGACUGGAAAGUCAACGAAUCAAUGUAUAUACCUGAUCCUAACGCUACAAAACCUCAAGAUUGGGAUGAAAUAAUUAUGGGUGACUGGGAACCGCCAAUUGUCUUGAAUCCGAACUGUUCCAAUCAUCAUUGCGGUAACUGGACACGAAAACUCGUGAAGAAUGAGAAAUACAAAGGAAAAUGGCAUGCAAAAUUGAUAGAUAAUCCAAAUUACAAAGGAGAAUGGGAACCGAGGAAGAUUCCUAACCCUAAUUACACAACUGAGCCCAUAAACUUCACUCUUAUGCCAAUUGUUUCGAUUGGUUACGAGUUAUGGGUUGUUGAUAAAAAUGUCGGAAUAAAUAACAUAUGGGUUGGCAGUAAUGAAACAGCUGUUCAUGAAUGGAAUAAGAUACACUUCAUUCCGAAGCUUAAAGAACAAGAAGCGAAUAAUCAAGACAAUAUUGCUUCAAAAAGUCGGCCGGGAAGUGUUGAUUCUGAGACAAUAAUGAGUCUUUUAAUCAACACUUUGUUCGGAGGAUUCUUUGAAGCAUACAGAAACGCUGUUUCUUUGUAUCCAAAAACAAUUUACGCUUCUAUCGCGUUUGCUGUUAUUGCAACCAUCGUAUCGUUCGCCAUAUCAUUCGUUAUUGAUGUUUAUGGUGAAGAAUUAUACGAAAAAUGGAAAAAGAAAAGAGAACAAAAUAAAUCAAGAAAUGAUAAAAAGAAGAAAAAGAAAAAUUAG